Molecule: messenger RNA, 1101 nt
Organism: Lactuca saligna
Lineage: Eukaryota; Viridiplantae; Streptophyta; Magnoliopsida; Asterales; Asteraceae
Source: the annotation of a GenBank genome assembly
AUGCAAUGCUCUUCCAUGGCUCCCUUCACAUAUCCAAAUAUGGCUUCUCCACAAAUACUUUUGAUUUAUAUUACAUUUCUUUGCAUUUUUGGAAACUUUGUUUCUAGUCAAUUCACCAAUUUUAGUACGUUAGUAUUGCCUUCAGGAGUCACCGGUCCUGAAUCAGCUGCAUUUACAAGACUUCCAGUUACUGGACCCUUUACCACCGUAACUGAUGGUAGGAUUAUGAGAUGGAGAGGACCUAGAAUCGGUUUUGUGGAUUUCGCAUUUACAUCUCCAACAAGGACAAAGAGACGAUGUGAUGGCACCACAGAUCCUAACAUGGGACCAACAUGCGGACGACCAAUGGCUCUUAGUUUUCACCCGGCAACCAACCUUCUAUACAUAGCCGAUGCAUAUCGUGGACUUCUGGUUGUGGGCCCCCUCGGUGGGCUUGCAACUCAGCUAGCCGGAGGGUUCAAGUUUCUUAGUGGCGUUGACGUUGACUUGUUAACAGGCAAUGUUUAUUUCAGCGAUGUUAGUUUGACUUAUACUAUCAGAGAUGUUACACAACCAGGAUUUAGGCCUGAUUCAACAGGGAGGUUCAUGCGUUACAACCCACGUACCAAACAAGUGUCGGUUUUGUUGAGUGGUCUCAACGGUGGUGGUGGACCUGCAGUCAGCAGCGAUGGAACAUUUGUUCUUGUUCCUGAGCUUACUGGCAAUCGGAUUUCAAAAUACUGGCUUGCGGGGCCCAAAGCAAAUACCGCGGAACCUUUGCUAAAUGUUACUAAUCCAAAUAAAAUAAAGCGUGCAAGUGGAUAUGGAGAGUUUUGGGCGGCGGUUUCAGAUGGAUUCAUGCCACCGUCGCCUCUCAUUACACCUCAAGGGGUGCGGUUCGAUUCAAAUGGGCUUGUGCUACAAACGAUAUCAUUCGCUAAAGAGUUUGUCAACAAGACAAUUAGUUUGGUUCAAGAACAAGAUGGAAAACUGUAUGUGGGGUCUCGUUUUACUAAUUUCAUCGGUGUUUACUCUAAUUAGACAUGUGUGUGUUGCUUUGUGUUGUACUAUGAAAUAAAAGGUGAAUGAUGUUAAAAUAAAAGGGCAACCUAGUAUAAAGGU